AUGGAUCUAAGAUUGACCACAAUGGAACCUGUCUCGGCAAGGCCUCUGAACGUCACCGCGCCAUCCCUGGCCAAUCAAACGUCGGCCCAGCAGUGGGGCGUGCCUUAUCUGCGGAAACUCAGCCAUCUGGACCAAGAGCUCUUUCAGGACUUUUACAGCUUGUGGAUCGUGUUAAUGGUGGUCAACAGCCUUAUGUUUGUGGUCGGCAUGGUUCUCAACAGCCUGGCGCUCUUCGUCUUCUGCGUGGGCACGCGUCCGAGCACUGCCCCGGUCAUCUACACCAUAAACCUAGCGGUGGCUGACCUGUUGGUGGCGCUGUCGCUCCCGGCGCGAAUCGCGCUCUACCACAGUGCGGGGGAAUGCACCGCGUGCUCUUACGUCCACACCUUCAGCUACUUCGUCAACAUGUACUGCAGCAUCCUCUUCCUCACCAGCAUCUGCGUCGACCGUUACAUCGCCGUGGUGUGGGUGGGCGGAGCCUCGGCCCGUUGGCGGAGCCCGGAACUGGCCAGGGGCGUGAGCAUGGGGGUGUGGCUUUUCGCGGUGGUGGUCACGUACUCCUUCCAGACGACGGCGCUGGACUUUCGCGGCUCCGGCUGCUGCCGGGUGCCGGUCCUCUUCGCGCUCAGCAUCCUGGAGUUUCUCUUGCCGUUCCUCGUCAUCGUGGUUUUCACCACCCGCGUGGCCUGCGCGCUCGCCGACCGCACGCUCAUGCCGCAGAGCUGGGGCAGGCGGGCCCGCGCUGUCAGGCUGCUCGUCGCCGUGCUCAUCGUGUUCGCCGUCUGUUUCAUGCCGUUCCACGUCCGCCAGGCGGUGGUGUAUUUCCGCCUAGGGGGCAGCAGAGAGCAGCACGUGGUGGCUUACCACGCCACGGUCACGCUCAGCAGCCUUAACAGCUGCUUGGACCCCGUGGUUUACUGUUUCGUGCCGGACAGUUUCCGCUCCGCUCUCCGCAGGGCCUGGAGGAUGAGGAGGAGGAGGAGGAGAGGUACGGAGCUGCAGUGUGCCGGUGGAGGAGCUGUGUUAAGUCCUCAGAGGAGUUCCAAGGGCUCUGGUACAGCCAUGGCUAUUGUUCACAGUAUGACUACACUGACCUUCACAGCAUGCCCUCUGACAUCCACACCCAGAGACCUGCCUGCCUGA
Chanos chanos (milkfish) is the source of this 1143-nucleotide messenger RNA. RefSeq names its product G-protein coupled receptor 20. The coding region runs from base 1 to 1143 and encodes 380 amino acids. The record is from RefSeq and is a predicted model, not a curated record. NCBI's taxonomy places the organism in Eukaryota, Metazoa, Chordata, Actinopteri, Gonorynchiformes, Chanidae. The transcript is spliced from 2 exons. Gene Ontology annotation, cellular component: plasma membrane. Gene Ontology annotation, molecular function: G protein-coupled receptor activity. Gene Ontology annotation, biological process: positive regulation of Rho protein signal transduction; phospholipase C-activating G protein-coupled receptor signaling pathway.